Racocetra persica is the source of this 705-nucleotide messenger RNA. The record is from the annotation of a GenBank genome assembly. Lineage: Eukaryota; Fungi; Glomeromycota; Glomeromycetes; Diversisporales; Gigasporaceae.
UCAGAGUUUAAUAGUGAGCAAGUUCAUGAAAUAGAAGAUAAUCAAGAAAUUGAGGAAUCAUCGCGUAAUAAUUCUAAAGAUAUUGAAGCAGAUGAAAGCUCAAUAUCUCUGCAAUCUGCAAAUUCAAUUGAUCAUGAAGACGAUAUUUUAAAUGAAUAUAUUCAACCUUCACAAUUAAAUGAAGAACAUAACAAUAAUGAUGAUCAGUUAGCAUUUAUUUCAUGUGAGCUGACAAUAAAAGUAAAAAAACUAAAACAAGAUAAUCAGUUUUCGGUCCCCAGCCUUAUAAAUGUGUUUGAUCAAGAGAUGGGAAAAGAAAAACAAGAAAUAAACCUGAAAGCAAACCCUUGGAACCGCCGAUUUACAAAAGGCGAAGUAGUUGCAAGCCAUGUAUAUAAGAUUAUGGAAGCAGAAGCAUUUAUUAUUUAUCAUAAGGGCUGGAAGAUAAUUCACGAUAGCGAAACUAUUGACCCUCCUAGACUUAGAAAGAGAAUUGCUGAUAAUAAGAAUGUUCCAAAAUGUCAACUAUACAAUAAAAGUGUUAGUGACAACUCAGAAUAUGACCAAGACAUGGAUAAAUUGAUUAAUGUUGUCUCUGAAAUGUUUAAUCAAUCAACAAAUAGCAUACAAGCUACGAUGUUAAAAAUGUGGUCUUUAACUAAAUCAACUAAACUUUUUGAAAAGGAUGAUGAAAGAAAUGAUGAG